GUAAAUGGUACCCUAAUUAUAUUCAUUCGAUAGAAGAAAGUGAUAUGCAAAAACGGUUAAAAUUCAUUAAAGUUAUGGUGGGCAACAAGGCAAUUAAGGAUUACAAUCCUCUGAUGAUUGCGAAUAUUAUUAGGAAAGAAGUUUCUAAACUGUGUGAAGACUCUGGCAUAGAAUAUUUGAAAAUUAAGAAGGUCACUAAUAUCAAGCAGAAGCUUGUUGGUCUGAUAAAUUCACAUCUUGUUAGAGAUGCAGAUUUAAAAUCUGAUAUUUUAAUUACAAUCGAAUUUUUAGUAAAAAAUAAUUACCAAACUGAGUCUUUUCAAAAGCAAGAAUCACUUGAAUGGAUUAUUCAAAAAAAAUUUGCGCCACAAUGGAGUUCAUGGUAUAUGCUUUUUGAUCAAAGCAAUGUAGAAUCCAAUGGUGUUGCAUUAACAUUCCUAGGUCUUUAUGCAG
This is a messenger RNA of Racocetra fulgida, 453 nucleotides long. Lineage: Eukaryota; Fungi; Glomeromycota; Glomeromycetes; Diversisporales; Gigasporaceae. The record is from the annotation of a GenBank genome assembly.